Protomyces lactucae-debilis is the source of this 1197-nucleotide messenger RNA. RefSeq lists its product as uncharacterized. The record is from RefSeq and is a predicted model, not a curated record. The coding region runs from base 1 to 1197 and encodes 398 amino acids. Lineage: Eukaryota; Fungi; Ascomycota; Taphrinomycetes; Taphrinales; Protomycetaceae. The transcript has a single exon.
AUGGUCCAUGCGCUCCAUGCUCAGCCCGGGAUUUCCUACCAACCGGCCGGCGAUGCAUGGAUGGAUGGAUGGAGUCUGAGGCUUCAGCAUGGACUCAACAUCUCUAUAUCGGCAUCCGCUCUCCCACCUCUUACCUAUCUACCAUCCCCCUCGACACACUCUCCUUCCCGCCUACUUGACAACAUACACUCUCAUUCAAGCGACCCAAUGUCCUUCGUGACCUCGCGCUCCACCCUCGACACCCUCAUGGGCCCGGCCCUGCGAACCUCUGCACCCGGCGAAACGCUCAAUACUCCAAUAAACUCGCGACCUCUCCGUGACCUCCGUAUGCGCUCAGAGUCCAAUCUGCUGCGUACAGCGACAUCGACAUCAACUGCUACUGCUACAGCGACAGAGGAAAAGAGACUUCAACGGGCCUACCAGCAGCAGCUGAGAAAUUUCAGUCGUCCACUUCCAGGUACCUACGUUACACCAACACCACAGCUACCUCAACGGAACCAUAGCGGAUGGCAGAUGGAAGACUUGCAUGCUGCGCAACCACGGCGCCGUUCCUCGCGACACAGCUUGAGUGGUGGUCGACGCAAUCGAUCGAUGGUCGAGUUGUCUCGUCGCAGAUCCUCCCUUGCGCCUGUCGUCGAAGUCGCUUCACCUUGUGAUGAACGGCCUAGCUUUCUGAUGGAUGCAGAUCUAUGCACUGCGCUACCUGUUGGUCAAGCAAUGACGCGCGAGGCAGCAGAAGAUUUAGCUGGUCCUUUUCCUCAUCGCAUUCAUCACCCGGAACCCCUGACGGCAUUUACGAGAGUGCCACACCGGACAGCAUCGAGCAGUACAGCUGAAUGGCUUGUACGGCAUCAUGGUAGUGGCAAGAAUUCUCCGCGAAUCGCAUCGCCGCCUCAUACACUCGCCAUGGAUCGAUCAGCUGCUCUGCACGCAGCAACUCUGUCACCUGAGGCAUUGGCAGAGUGCUUGGAUGCAUUGACGGUUGAGACGCCACAACGACCAACAGACUGUGCGACACCGGGCUUAGUUGCGAGUGGCGGUGAUUCAACAGAUGACAAUGACUCUCUUGCAGAAAGUACUGAGAGUGCUACUUCCUCCGUAUUGCCAGCGACACCGACGCCUGCUGCCAUCAAGAAGCAUGUCCGACGAGCAAGUUUGACGGGUGAUUUGUGGCGAGGCUUGAAGAAAGCCUUUUGA